This is a messenger RNA of Olea europaea var. sylvestris, 778 nucleotides long. RefSeq lists its product as uncharacterized. The transcript is spliced from 2 exons. Lineage: Eukaryota; Viridiplantae; Streptophyta; Magnoliopsida; Lamiales; Oleaceae. Bases 83 to 670 code for a protein of 195 amino acids. The record is from RefSeq and is a predicted model, not a curated record. Gene Ontology annotation, molecular function: protein binding.
GUCUCUUUAGACUUUAGGUUUGAAGGUGCCAGUAAAAUCCCGUUCUCUCUCAGCUUUCCUUUCUCACUAAAGUUUCCCUAGCAUGACUCCCAACUUGAAUUCGACCAGAAGUACAAACUGUAAACGAACAAUCAAAUUUCUCUACAGUUACGGUGGCAAAAUCGUCCCUCGGCCCAUUGACGGUAAACUUCGUUACACCGGCGGUUUCAACCGAGUUCUGUCCGUCGAUCGGUCAAUAAAAUUUGCAGAGCUGAUGGUGAAACUUGAAGAGUCGUGUGGGCACUCGAUGAAGUUAAAGUGUAAGCUACCGAGCGAAGAUUUAGAUGUGUUGGUUUCUAUUACUUGUGACGAGGAUCUGAAGAAUGUGAUUGGAGAGUAUGAUCGUCUUUCGCCGGAGACGAAAAUCACAGCCGUGCUAUUUCCAAUCAAACCAUCAAAGAAAAUCUCUCCUCCGUCUUCUCCGAUGUCCUGUUUUGAUUUUCCGUCUGCUAUGCGUAAACCAGUUCCUGCAGCCACCACAUGUUAUCAUGUACCUCCGACGUUUCGUCGUUUCUCUCCGGCGGUUGUUUAUCCUGCGACGGCGAGGAAAUACAAUUACUAUCAGGAAAGGAACCCUAGUCGUUUCUACUCCGCGCCGAGCAGGAAAUUUUCCCAUUCUCUUCAGCAGUAGGCGCAAACGCGUAGAAAAAGUGCAAUCCAAAAUUAAUUGGUUUUCUUCAUAUUUUUUUUUUUUUUCCAAUCCUAAUGGGAUUUUUUAUAUUCGGCGGUACAAAAAAAA